AUGAAGAGCAGAACCGUCUCUGAUCUCAGUGUUUGUGUGUUCCAGGUCGCCGGUGAACAGAAGUAUCACCCAGAAUGCUUCACCUGUCUGAGCUGCCGAGCGUUUAUCGGUGAUGGAGACGCGUAUGCUCUGGUGGAGCGAUCCAAACUCUACUGUGGAAACUGUUAUUAUCAGACGAUCGUGACUCCGGUCACCCUGCCCGACUCGCCCUGCUCCAGGAUUCCUCACACGGUCACGCUAGUGUCCAUUCCCGCCUCCACCGAUGGGAAACGAGGCUUUUCCGUAUCCAUCGAUCAGGGCUCCAGUCCCAACGGCUUCAGCCCCGAACACACACACACCGUCAGAGUCUCAGAGGUGGACCCAGAAUGCAUCAGUCCAGACGUCAAAAACUCUAUUCAUGUUGGCGAUCGGAUCCUGGAGAUCAAUGGGACCCCGAUCCAGAACGUUCCUCUGGACGAGAUUGAUCUGCUGAUCCAGGAGACCAGUCGUCUGCUGCAGCUGACCAUUGAACACGACCCUCAUGAUCACAGCCCAUCAGAGGACCACGUGGACGGGCCGACACCCCCGUCCGAGGGGCCCAGUCCCAUCAUGCCCAUCACGCGUCCGCCCAGCCAGGACGUUAACAAUCUGCGCUCACGAAUCAUCACGCGCAGCUACAGUAUUGACAAAUCUCCGUGCUCCAGCAACACUCCGUCUCCACUGUCUCUGAGGAAGGACAUCGGCCGCUCGGAGUCGCUGCGCGUCGUGUCCAACCGCACGCACCGAAUAUUCAGAGCCUCCGACCUGAUCCACGGAGAGGUUCUGGGUAAAGGCUGCUUCGGACAGGCCAUAAAGGUGACUCACAGAGAGACGGGAGAGGUGAUGGUGAUGAAGGAGCUCAUUCGAUUCGAUGAGGAAACACAGAGGACCUUCCUGAAAGAGGUGAAGGUCAUGAGAUGUUUGGAUCAUCCCAACGUGCUGAAGUUCAUCGGCGUCCUCUACAAAGACAAACGGCUCAACUUCAUCGCUGAGUACAUCAAAGGAGGAACGCUGAGAGACAUCAUCAAGAACAUGGACAGUGAUUAUCCAUGGAAACAGAGAGUGAGUUUUGCCAAGGACAUUUCCUCUGGGAUGACGUACCUGCACUCCAUGAACAUCAUCCACCGAGACCUCAACUCACACAACUGCCUGGUCAGAGAGAAUAACAGCGUUGUCGUGGCGGAUUUCGGACUGGCCCGACUCAUGGUGGAGGACAAGAAUCAGGACAAGCUGUCUUCAGGACAGAUCCCGGGCGUGAGGAAACCCGACAGGAGAAAGAGAUACACCGUCGUGGGAAACCCGUACUGGAUGGCUCCCGAAAUGAUUCACGGGAAGAGCUAUGAUGAGAAGGUGGACAUCUUCUCGUUCGGCAUCAUGCUGUGUGAGAUUAUAGGGCGAGUCAACGCGGAUCCCGACUGCUUGCCCCGCGCCAUGGAUUUCGGGCUGAACGUGAAAGAGUUUUUGGACGAUCACUGCCCGCCUGACUGCCCCACCGCUUUCUUCCCCAUGGCGGCGCUCUGCUGCGACCUGGACGCCGAGAAACGGCCUGCGUUUGCUAAGUUGGAGUCGUGGCUGGAGAACCUGAAGAUGCACCUGGAGAUGGGCCUUCAUCUGGUGUCUGAGCUGGAGGUCAUUCAUCAAGACUUCUGGCAGAGACACUCGAGGGGCAAGAACGGCCUUCACACGCACCCAGAGCAGCCCGAGUAACCGCAGAGAAUGCAGACGGACGAGCAGAUGCAGCGCAGGACGUCCCGGCACAUCUGCGAAUCAAUCCAAGCAUCCGAUGACACCUGCAACCCAUGAUGUCUCCUCACCACAUAACGCAUCUGGACAGAUUUUUGAGCUGGAGUCUGACGCAGAGCAUUAGCUCACACACUCAUGCAUGUCUGUUGUGGCUUACAGUGUGAUGUUCUUCAUACGGUACUGGUGGUGCGUUCACGUCUCGUCCACACGACGACGCUCUGACUGUGAUGUUUAUGUCGAUCCGGUGAUGAGAUGUGAACGCACCAGAGCACACGAGACUCGCACAGGUCCUCGUGUCCGUUAGGUACGCGAAGCGUCGUGUCGUCGCACUAAUAGUCCUCGUGUCAGGCAUUUCCCUCAGUGUAAA
This is a messenger RNA of Labeo rohita (rohu), 2128 nucleotides long. RefSeq names its product LIM domain kinase 1a (gene limk1a). The transcript is spliced from 13 exons. Gene Ontology annotation, molecular function: protein binding; protein serine/threonine kinase activity; ATP binding. Bases 1 to 1725 code for a protein of 574 amino acids. Lineage: Eukaryota; Metazoa; Chordata; Actinopteri; Cypriniformes; Cyprinidae. Gene Ontology annotation, cellular component: nucleus; neuron projection; cytoplasm. Gene Ontology annotation, biological process: protein phosphorylation; positive regulation of stress fiber assembly; actin cytoskeleton organization. The record is from RefSeq and is a predicted model, not a curated record.